Pollicipes pollicipes is the source of this 1020-nucleotide messenger RNA. It is a transcript of the gene Mid1, whose product is annotated as calcium-permeable channel component Mid1. The record is from RefSeq and is a predicted model, not a curated record. Gene Ontology annotation, cellular component: plasma membrane. The coding region runs from base 34 to 1020 and encodes 328 amino acids. NCBI's taxonomy places the organism in Eukaryota, Metazoa, Arthropoda, Thecostraca, Pollicipedomorpha, Pollicipedidae. The transcript has 4 exons. Gene Ontology annotation, molecular function: protein binding; stretch-activated, monoatomic cation-selective, calcium channel activity. Gene Ontology annotation, biological process: calcium ion import across plasma membrane.
UGGUGCCUCUGAUGUGGACCGCGCCCGCCCGCCAUGACCGCGACCUGGCGACCGUCGGCGAGGCUUGACGCUCAGCUGCGCGACCUGUCGCAGCGCUGGCGUCGCUGCCUCGCCUCUCUGCUCCUCUUCACAAUCAUCCUGACCAACAACUUCGGAGUCUCCAGCUCGGAGGCGGCGGCCAGCGCGCCCCGCGCGGUGCCGUCGGCUCCUGCCAGCAUGACAGACGUCGCAGCCAAGCCCAGCCUAACCCAGUGCCUUUCCGCCAGUGGGGGUCGUUGCCAAAGUGAACAAACCUACAACGCGUCGCAGGAGUGCUCGUGGCUGCAGAAGAUACGAGAACACCGGCUGGCUUAUUGUUAUAAAAUCAAUUUAUGGCAUUCGUUGAACAGCACCGUUCGUAAACUCUCCAGUUGUUUGGAGAACAGCUUUCGUGGGCAUAUAGACUACUUGGAGACGCUUGAUAGGCAAGUGGGUAUAAUGUACACCAAUUUUGAAAAUAUUAUAGACCGACUCGACUGUGGAGACCGCUACUCCGUGAUUUAUAACUGCUCCCAGUGUAAGGAGGCGUACCUGGACUGGUUGUGCUCCAUGUACAUCCCGUACCACAGCGAGGAGGGCCGCCUGCUCCGGCCUUGUCGCAGCCAUUGCCAGCGCGUGCAGCGGGUGUGCCCGUUCUUCCUGCCGUCGGAGAGGUCCCCGGCCGGCACCCAGUACGCCGGCGAGCCAGCCUUCUUCUGCGACGACCCAAACAUUCCCGACAUCGUUCCGUUCACGACGGGCUCCCAGUACGGCGACGAGGGCUGCUGCUACGACUCGUGCUGCCUGGAGCCGGUGCAGCCCGAGUGUCGACCGGGCGACUGCCGCGCGCGCGCCGCCUGCCCCGACCGCCAGCCGACGCCGGGCGUCAGCUGGCGCCACACGUGGCCUCCUCCCGACUCGCACCGCCUCAGCGUCCUCCAGAGACACUCGCCGGCCGACAAGGUGCGAGUGAGAAACCAGAACGAAAGGCUCACGCAGUAG